Messenger RNA from Cyprinus carpio (common carp), 618 nucleotides. RefSeq names its product chromosome 21 C18orf32 homolog (gene c21h18orf32). NCBI's taxonomy places the organism in Eukaryota, Metazoa, Chordata, Actinopteri, Cypriniformes, Cyprinidae. The record is from RefSeq and is a predicted model, not a curated record. Gene Ontology annotation, biological process: positive regulation of canonical NF-kappaB signal transduction.
UGUGUGGGUGUCGCUGCUCCUCCGCGCCGCUGGGUGGCGCCAGCAUCAAUAGCAGCGGCGGCGGCGUCACUCUGACGCAACAAACUCAGCGCUGUUCGUCGUUACGAGCUAUUACUUCAGUUCGCGCAGAACAAGUCAGCUGUCAGAUAUGGUUUGCAUUCCCUGCAUCGUCAUUCCUGUGCUGCUGUGGGUUUAUAAGCGCUUCCUGGAGCCCAUCAUCUAUCCGUUCAUCUCUCCCUUCAUCAGCCGCUUCUGGAGGAAAGCAGCAGUGCAGGAGACUCCGAAACACAGCACCGAUGAAUGUAAUGGAACGGCAAACGGAUCCACGGCAAACGGACCGAAGACGGUGACCGAUAAAAAAGCCGACUGACAGAUUUCACGCCUCUACAAUCAUCACGAAUGAUAUCUUAAAAUGUAGAGAUAAACUAAUAUAUGGACACACACUGAUCCUGUCACAUUGCUUACAUGAAAUACUUUAAUAACAUUAUAAUAACAUGAAUAAAAAUGAAGGUAGUUAUCUGUAGAUUUUGUUUUUAUCAUUCCAUGAUCAUUUACUGAUGUUUACCUUCCACUCAGAUUUUAUGAUGCUUAAUUUAAAAUAAACAUUGAAAUAUUUUA